Messenger RNA from Hyaloscypha bicolor E, 3293 nucleotides. RefSeq names its product cysteine proteinase. The transcript has 6 exons. Gene Ontology annotation, cellular component: cytoplasm. Lineage: Eukaryota; Fungi; Ascomycota; Leotiomycetes; Helotiales; Hyaloscyphaceae. The record is from RefSeq and is a predicted model, not a curated record. The coding region runs from base 230 to 2809 and encodes 859 amino acids. Gene Ontology annotation, molecular function: calcium-dependent cysteine-type endopeptidase activity. Gene Ontology annotation, biological process: proteolysis.
UGGAGCUGCAGCAGAGGCUCAGCUCCAGCCUGGAGCUGAACCUCCCUCCAACUCCAACCUCCGGAUUUCUUUCCUUUCAUUUCUCUUGUCUUAUCUCCUUUCAAUUUCAUUCCACCCGAUACGAACUACUCUUGGGCGCAUUUGAUGUGGAGUAGGAGAGGAAAUCAAUCAUUGAGUCUUGUAUUCCAACGCCUCCAAGACCAAUCACCCUUGCAGCAACACUAGCAACAUGAGUCAACUGGGAGACAAAAUCUCUGGCUCUGGCAGCGAUGCAGGUAGGGUCAAAUCUGCGAAGGACGUCAUUCUCAAACUCGCAGACCCCCCACCCAAAAAAGUGAAACAUCAGUCUCCACAGGACGCCAUCGACGAGUUCUGGAAGAAGUUCGACACAAAAACUCCAGGAAUAGCAUCCACUGUCAUACCAAAGAACCUCCUUGCGAAGAAGGCCAGCGAAAAGAGCCCCAAGGGUCUUGUCAAGGGGAGGAAUGCUGCAGCGUCCUACGAAGAAGCAGCAGCGAUCUGCAAAGAGAAGGUCGAGAAGAUUGUGCAUGAGUGCCAUCGAACCAAUACAAAAUACCUCGACCCCCAUUUCGAUAUCGAGACCGAUCUGGAUUGGGACAAAGAUUGUCUUACGCAAUUGAAGUCAAGCGAUGAAGAGCCGAAAUCCUCCGCCAUACCAGAAAGCGUGAAGCGAGUUGGGGACAUAUUCGAAGACCCAAAAUUCUUCGUCGAAGGAGCAUCUGCAAAUGACGUCCGUCAAGGCAAUGAUGGCGACUGUUGGUUUCUAGCUGCUCUUUGCGCCUUGGCGAAUAAACCUGAUCUCAUUGAGAAAGUCUGCGUCGCGAGAGAUGAAAAGGUUGGAGCGUAUGGCUUCGUGUUUCAUCGAGAUGGGGAAUGGGUGUCAGAGAUAAUUGACGACAAGCUAUAUUUGAUCAAGCCCGACUACGACGCAAGUUGGCUUGAGCGCAUGAUGCUUGACGGCCACCAUCGCAUCAACUCAGAGGAAGAGUACCGCAAGCUCUAUCAGACCGGCUCUUCUGCCUUAUUCUUUGCCCAGUGCCAGGACCCUAAUGAGAGCUGGCUUCCUCUGAUGGAGAAAGCAUACGCUAAAGCUCAUGGUGACUACUCAGCCAUUGAGGGAGGCUACGCUGGUGAAGGAGUGGAAGAUUUGACUGGAGGUGUGACCACAGAGCUUUUCAUAACAGACAUCCUCGACAAAGACUAUUUCUGGAAGGAAGAACUCUUGAAGGUCAAUGAAGAAUUCCUCUUUGGUUGCUGGGCCUAUCAGCGGGGUUACGGCUCCCGAAAGGGCAUUGUUGAAGGACAUGCCUACUCAGUCAUGAAGGCAGUAGAGGUUGAUGGUCAGAGGUUGGUCCUUUUGAGGAACCCCUGGGGCGAGGUCGAGUGGAAAGGCCCGUGGAGUGAUGGCAGCAAAGAAUGGACACCGGAAUGGAUGCAAAAGCUCGACCACCGCUUUGGAGACGAUGGGGUCUUCUGGAUGUCCUACGACGAUCUCAUGAAGAAGUAUCAAUUGUUUGACCGUACAAAAUUGUUCUCGGAUGAGUGGAAAGUAACACAGCAGUGGACAACCGUAACUGUUCCUUGGAAUGUUGAUUACAAUGACACCAAGUUCACAUUUACGCUGGAAAAAAAGUCCUCCGUUACGAUAGUACUUUCUCAGCUUGACUCUCGAUACUUUCGUGGUCUUGAGGGUCAGUAUACAUUCGGCUUGUCAUUCCGUGUGCAUAAGGCAGGAGAACAGACUUAUCUCGUACGCAGCUGCAAUAGGUACAACAUGAGCCGAUCUACGACCGCUGAGCUCGAACUUGACCCAGGUGAGUAUAACGUCUUGAUGAAGAUUGAAGCAAGGCGCUCGGAGGACCGCUGGCCGAUUGAGAAAGUCGUUCGCGAGAAUGCUAAAGAGCGCCGUGGGAAGCUUGUGCGCAUUGGCCUUUCGUACGACAUGGCUCAUGCCAAAGGACAUAUUACAGAGACCGAGGAAGAAAAAGCAGGGAAGAAGAAAGUCGAAGCUGCUAAGAAGACGAAGCUUAUGAAAGAGACUAAAGAGAAACUAAUGAAGGAGAAGAAAAAGAGAAAGCAUAAUGAAAAUAAGGAGAAGAGAAAACAGCGUGCUGCCAAAGCGAAGAGACAGGCUAAAGCCAAAGCCAAAGCUGAGAAGAAAGCUCAAAAGGAGAAGGAAGCCAAGCCAGAGGUGAAGGAUGAACCAAAAGUUGCCGAGCCUGGGAAUGAGUCUGCUUCUGUUGAUGCACCUGCGGAACCAGCAAAAUCCACAAACACUCCUGAGCCAGCAAAACCUGACACCACAGCAACACCUGCCGGUCCUCCCCAAACUCUCGAAAUCAGAGCGAAAGGCCCCAACCCAUCCGCCCCGCCGCCCACCGUCGGCUUCCCGGACGAUGAGGAUGACGAUGAUGACUCCGACAUCCACUCUGAUGUGUCUGAUAUCUCUGACGGCGAAAUCGAAGACUACCUUGCUGAGCAAAAACUGGCCGCAGAGCAAGCCAUUCCUCCUCCACCUCCACCGGAACCGGAAGAGGAGGAGGAUGAAUUUGAGGCUGAUCCAUGGAAUGCCGUUGUUGUUGUGGGAUUGAGGGUUUAUUCGAAGGAGAAUGGUGUUUCAGUGAAGGUUGUUAGACCGAGAGAUUGGGAGGAUGGUGAGGGGAAGCUGGAUGUGGAUGAUUCUGCGGCGGAUGCGACUAAGGAUAUCGAUGGUGUUGGGGUGGCGGUUGAGAAAGUUGAGGCUGAUAACACCGUGGUGGAUAAGAAGGAGGAUAAUACAGAGAAGUAACCCAACAGGGACACCGAGGUCGUGGGGAUAAAAAAGAAGGGGAGACAUAGAAGAGUGGUGGUGGAAGUGAGGGGUCGGGGGUCGUGGCCUAAAAGUACUGGUGGUGUUUUCUCUUUGGCAUAUACCAGAUUGCAACGAUGUUCCCUUACAUGCAUACAUGGGUCAAUUCUAUACAACUGUUGUAUGUGGCCCCUGGUUUGUUGACAAUUUCCUCCGCCCCACCACCCGUACAAUUCGCAGCACUCUCAGCUUCCCACAUACUUUAAUUUGCAGCUUGUGAUACUCAAGCUUCAUCCUACGAGUCUAGGACAACGAAUUUGGCGAGAGAGGCGGCGAUGUGGUACCAGACCAUGUUUUUAGAGGACUGCGCACCACAGCAGUUCAUUGGAGUUGCAUUGUGUUGGCAUUUCAGACGAAAGCACGCACAGGUGCGAGGGUUCUGGCACAAACAUUGAGAUUGUAUAGGUACGGGCUCAAUGCGGCC